CUGCGGUGUGCAAUGCAGCAGGAGCAAUUCGAGCGUCGGCGAUAGUCAACAAUGUCGUUCCAGGCGGAUGUGCAGCGCUAUGUCGAGGAAGCAGGCAGAACCAUUGAGCAGUAUCUGCCGCAGGACCGCAACUCGCGACUGUUGCUCGCUGGAGGCGCUGCGACUGUAGCUGGUAUCGUCUUGUUCCCGCUGGCCCAUCACUUCUAUCUGGGACGACAACUCGUUCACACGCAUCCGAGUACCGGUUCUCUGUGGGCUUCCGUCGAGUGUGGCGAGAUUGAGAAUGUUCCCAAGGACUUGACUGAGAAUGCAAAGGCUUACCGUACUGUGCACGAUAAGGUGACGAAGCACAUCAAAGAUGUAACGAUUGGACUCAGCGCUGACCUGGAGGCUGACUUCACGGGCCUGCUCCGCAACAACUUUAUCCAGCACAACAGAACUCCAGCGGGCUGGUUUGUGUGGCUGGCGUAUGGUUCCGCGAGACAACGUGAGAGUUUCAAGACGGACUACAUUAACAACCUGAGUUUCGUCAAGGGGGAUCUGGUCAACGGAGCGUACGAAGUCGUCAAGCGAACUCCUCUUCGCGUGGAACUUGCCAUUCGACCGCCAGCACAACUCGAUGCUGUAAAGGGUCUCUUGGUCAUCUCUUUGCGACCACGAAACGAAGGCGCUACUCUGUCAUCGGAGACCAUUCAGUGGACUGAGAGGAACAGUGGGAUUGUGUUGCCAUUGGAGAGAUGGCUUGGCAAGUUCUUACAUGAUCUGAGCGCUCGAUGGGUGACUCUGUCCGGAGCACAGUACCUUCGUGGAUUGGCAUCUGAUCACGUUCUGUAGAUCAGUGGAACGCGAUCAGAAUUGGGUAAGAGAGUCAGCUCUGCCAGCGGGAAUGGCAAAAGACUGCAAUUGAGACUGAACGAGGGCGGUUAGAUACUGUGACUGCAGUCGACAUUGAUUGCGAAGCAGAUAGCCAGACAAUCACAAAAUCAUGCUCGGCGUGGCCGAUGUGUCACAUUGCCAUUGAACGAAUAGGACCAUUGAUCAAAGGCGUGGA
Molecule: messenger RNA, 1051 nt
Organism: Cercospora beticola
Lineage: Eukaryota; Fungi; Ascomycota; Dothideomycetes; Mycosphaerellales; Mycosphaerellaceae
Source: RefSeq, a predicted model, not a curated record